Mollisia scopiformis is the source of this 1906-nucleotide messenger RNA. RefSeq lists its product as uncharacterized. NCBI's taxonomy places the organism in Eukaryota, Fungi, Ascomycota, Leotiomycetes, Helotiales, Mollisiaceae. The transcript is spliced from 4 exons. The record is from RefSeq and is a predicted model, not a curated record. The coding region runs from base 366 to 1664 and encodes 432 amino acids.
CGAACAUUCAGUUUAAUAAUGCAUUAUAUAUAAUAAUGUUAGGGAUAAUCGAGAUUUGACUUCUUGUCACCAUAAGUGCUGUCCAGAGAAAGGCCAUUUUGGCAGAGAAGGCUUCAAUGUGGGACCACAGUAAGUGAUUGCAAUUCAAACUGCCUUGUUGGAAUUGUAGACACGGCUGUAAUAAUAAUUCUGCGAAGACGUGUCAUUUCAAGUGACGCACGUUGAUUCGUGGGAUUUAGCCUGAAGCUUCAUAUAUCUCCUUCAUAGCGCGAAACAAGAAACAAGCUUCAUCAAAGGAGCAGAUCAAGUCUGCAUUUCAACAUUCUUGUCGACAAUGAAAGACUUGAAGCUUCGAUGUCCGCAGUAUGGCAUCUAGAUAUAGAUUUGCUGCGAGGGUGUUUUGCUUAGUUGCCAUCACGUGCUUGCUGUAUGGAUUCUAUCAUGGAACCAUUUGGGCCUUCUCGAGAGGUGCACCUUCCAAAGAAGUGCUUAACUCUCUUAAUUUGAGUGAGGAUGAGUGUCGGGCUACAUUUCCGUAUUUGAUGAAGGAGAUUGACGAUGCGGUGUCUCGAGGUCCGUUCAAGUUGGAUAAGGAGCCGGAUGAUUAUCAAGGGCUCGUACAAGCAAGAAUCAAAAAUGGGAAGCUUUAUAUCAUCUCUGCUGGAAGUCGACUUUCCAGGGAUAUGCUCUAUGAGCGAGAGGCUAUCCUUCACCAGAUAUAUCGAGCUCUUAUCACUUCUCCAGAACCGAUCCCGGAUACAAUUUUUACAUUUUCCAUCCUAGAUACUGUUCGGGAAAAUGUAUGGUGUUUUGCUCGUAGCAAUGAUCCAAAAAUCCAAGGCAGCUAUUGGGUCAUGCCACAUUUCAGCUUCUGGUCUUGGCCAAAAUCGUUUAUUGGUACAGUUGACGAAGCUCUGGCCAAGACAGAUGUCAUAGAGCGCGAUAUUCCGUGGUCAAAGAAAAUUGAUAAAGUGGUUUGGAGGGGUACCGCAUGGUUCAACUCUAUUGGCAACAAUGCUUUACGACCAAAUUUGAUAGCUGCUACGAAAGGAAAAGAUUGGGCUGACGUUCAAAUCUUGGAAUGGGGCACGAAUGCAGAUUCGGCAAAGAAUGCUCUCAAUAUCGAAGACUUUUGCAAGUACAAAUACAUUAUAUACACUGAAGGCAUCACAUAUUCGGGUCGUCUACCAUAUCAUCAAGCUUGUGCAUCCAUCAUCAUUACUCCUCCACCUAGUUACCUCAUGCAUAACACCCAUCUCAUGCGACCUCUCUUCUCGUCUUCCCUGUCACUCUCGCCAGGUUCCAAGACCAACAAGCAGCCAAACACAGAUGCACGGUGGCUAAAGUCAUAUAAAGCAUCCCAAGCCAACGUCGUUUUCGUGGAUCCAGAAUGGAAAGAUCUCGAGCAGACUGUAAUGUGGCUGAGAGCCCAUCCGGAUGUAGCAGAAGGUAUCGCGAAUCGACAGAGGAAAAUGAUAGCGGAGGCGGGAUACCUGUCUCCGGCUUCAGAAGUAUGUUAUUGGAGAUCUUUGAUCAGAGGAUGGAGUCAGGUUGUGGAGAUCGAUGAGGAAGUUUGGGGGAAGUGGGAUAGUCAGGGUGUUGAGAAUGGGGAGGGCAUUAGAUGGGAGACCUUCAGCCUGACGGGGAAGGCGGAUUGGAGUUAAACACCUAAACUCAUGAACAAUGAUUCUCUUUCCGUAUAUCAAGUUCCAUUACUUGAACAUCGUAGCGAUUGGAAUAGAAGAUCAUAUUGUUCCAGAAUUUGUGGGUCAAUAUAAGGGUAUCAAAUCUCAUGGGUGAGCUAAGAUUUGAGGGGCCUAGUUGUGUAAUAACGACAUGGAUUCCCCCUUAUUCCGAGGGUUUGAAGAGUCUACACUUCUCACUUAUAUUGUCCCACAAGCUCUAG